Linum tenue is the source of this 930-nucleotide messenger RNA. The record is from the annotation of a GenBank genome assembly. NCBI's taxonomy places the organism in Eukaryota, Viridiplantae, Streptophyta, Magnoliopsida, Malpighiales, Linaceae.
GGUUACAAAACCCUAGUCAUCCCCUCCCUGCCUCCUAUAAAUUUCAGCAGCCUGGCGGAAUAGCGGUCUCUAGCUCAGAUCAUAUUUCGUCGGCGUUAGUGCAAGGUAUUAGGCAACUUCUCCGUCCAGAGAAAGAAAAAAUGUCGUCGGACAAGACGGCGCAAGCAGUUACAAUCCGUACCCGCAAGUUCAUGACCAACAGGCUUCUUUCGAGGAAGCAGUUCGUCAUCGAUGUGUUGCAUCCAGGGAAGGCUAACGUUUCCAAGGCUGAGCUGAAGGAGAAACUUGCAAGCUUGUACGAAGUGAAGGAUCCGAACACGAUAUUCGUGUUCAAAUUCCGUACUCAUUUCGGUGGUGGGAAAUCCACUGGGUUUGGGCUGAUCUAUGACUCUGUCGACAACGCCAAGAAGUACGAGCCGAAGUACAGGCUGAUUAGGAAUGGACUGGCCACCAAGGUUGAGAAAUCUAGGAAGCAGAUGAAGGAGCGAAAGAACAGAGCUAAGAAGAUCCGAGGUGUGAAGAAGACCAAGGCAGGAGACGCGGCCAAGGGAGGCAAGAAGAAGUGAGAACAACAAGCCAAUGGGCAAGCUUUUGUACUAGUAGUUUUAGCAUUGGGCAGCUUUUCCUUUUAUCAAAUGUCACUCUAGCCAUUGAAGAACUUUUACAGUGGGUUUUGAAUAUUGUUGAGGUAUAUUUCUGAGUUUAGUGUCGUUGAUGAAUCUGCUUGCUCCAUGCUGCUUGACAUGUUUGUGGGUUGUUAAGUGUUGGGGGUGCAUUGAAACUUAUGAAGGCUUCCCUUACGAUAUUUUGUAUCGUCGACCCAAUGACAGUACGUCUUUAGAAGCGAUUCACUCGAUUCUAGAUGAUCUAUGGCAGAACAUGGUCGCCAAUUCCGCUCCAUCUGUGUCUUCUCUAAGCUGCUGCGAGCUG